CCUUCGUCACAUUGAUCCGAGACGUGUACUAUGAAAAUCACCAACAACAUAAAUGGACUUCGGCUUACCGUGUGACCUAUGGGCUGUUUCCUGCUUACCUGUGACAUGUUUUUAGUUUUUAGCUGAGUGGCUGAGUCUUGGUUCUGCCAGAUAUGUAUUCCUGUUAGCAGGCGCUAUACAAAUGAAAUUCAAUUGAAGUGAAGGAGACAAAAGUCCGGCUAUCGAUCGUCAGUUGGAGCAGCGUCAGGUUUAGCUGGAAACAUGUCACCAGCACCAGUGCUCCCGCUGGUCAUCAACUGUCUGAUGUCAAUGUUGGGCUGCAUGGCCACAAUGAAACUUAUCCCUGCUUUUAGACAGCAUUUCCUCUCUGCCAGACUGUUCGGAAUGGACCUGAAUAAGACAACAAAAACACAAGUUCCAGAGUCUCAAGGAGUGAUCAGUGGUACAGUCUUCCUCAUCAUCCUCUUCUGCUUCAUCCCAGUGCCUUUCCUGAGUUGCUUUAUGGGAGAUAAGUGCAUGGGCUUCCCACAUGAUGAGUUUGUACAGUUGAUUGGAGCACUUCUGGCCAUCUGCUGCAUGAUCUUCCUUGGCUUUGCUGAUGAUGUGCUGAACCUGCGCUGGAGACACAAGCUCCUGCUUCCCACAAUGGCUUCCCUGCCUUUACUUAUGGUCUAUUUUACCAACUUUGGUAACACAGUCAUUGUGGUGCCAAAGCCCUUCAGAGUCCUGCUUGGGCUGCACUUGGAUCUUGGUAUUCUCUAUUACGUCUAUAUGGGAAUGCUUGCAGUAUUCUGCACGAAUGCCAUCAAUAUCCUGGCAGGCAUCAAUGGCAUCGAGUCAGGUCAAGCUCUGUUUAUCUCUGCCUCCAUCAUCGUCUUCAACCUGUUGGAGCUUAAUGGAGAUUUCGGUGAUGACCAUGUCUUUUCCCUCUACUUCAUGAUGCCAUUCUUCUUUACCACAUUAGCACUUUUUUACCACAACUGGUACCCCUCAUCUGUUUUUGUGGGAGACACUUUCUGCUACUUUGCUGGGAUGACUUUUGCUGUAGUCGGCAUAUUGGGACACUUCAGCAAAACAAUGCUGCUGUUUUUCAUUCCUCAAGUGGUUAACUUUGUCUACUCCAUGCCUCAGCUUUUUCACAUCAUCCCCUGUCCCAGACACCGACUCCCCAGACUAAAUCCAGAAACAGGCAAACUGGGGAUGAGCUACUCUAAAUUCAAAAGGAAGGACCUUUCUAGGUUAGGAGACCUCAUUCUGAAGGUGGCAGAGUUAUUGAAGCUGCUGGAUGUGCGAAGAGGUCAGGAGGGAGAUGAUGAAUUUAUUGAGUGCAACAACAUGACCUUAAUAAAUCUAGUUUUGAAAUUACUUGGUCCCAUCCAUGAGCGAAAUCUCACAGUCAUCAUGCUCAUCAUACAGGUUAUCGGCAGUGCAGUGGCUUUUGGCAUCCGUUAUCACCUGGUGCGUCUCUUCUACGACGUGUAGACAGCUCUCUUGGAAAUGGGAGACAAUGAUACUCUUGUGGAACUAUUUUACAGGCUUGUAAAUCUGCCUUUUGCAAAGUUAAAAGCUGUAUUACAUUUACAGACUUACAGAACAUUUAUACACAUAAGCAAAUUUACCAAGGGUAAAUUUACCUACUUAAUUUUGGUUUAGCAUGACUAUGAAUUUUCAUAACAUGCGUGGAAAAUACUUUAUUGUUUGGUUUUACUUCAGAUUAUAUGCACACAGGAUGGUUUUUGAAGGAAAGAAGUAGUAAAAAGGCAAGGAAAGAGUCUGACAAGUCUCAAAGUUAAUUUAGGAGGGAGUUAAACAAACUUGAAUAUUUGAAAAGAUGAAAUGUCAUAUUUGGGAUAUUGUAAAAGUUACUGAAGGUGUGGAUGUUAAAGAAUGUCCCGACUAGAAUAACCAGAAUUGACUGACAUUUCUCCCAAAGGUUGAACAAACACCAAUGUGAAGUUAUCUGGCACUGGACUAUUUUUUAGGAACUGUUUGAGAUGGUUGAAAUUAAGAAAUAAAAGUAAAGAGAGUGGCCAUUAUUAUCAUUAUUAUUAUUAUUUUUAUUAUCAUUGUUAGCAUUUGCAGUGGUAUUUUUUUUUUUAAGUGAUGUCAAGUGACAAUGGACGAGACGGUAUAGUUUGAAAACUCCUUGGAAAAAAAACAAAAAGAGAAACAAUGUACUUUUUGUGCUGGUCCCUAGCCCAAAUAAAUGGGAGGGUUGCGCCAGGAGGGGCAUCCGAUGUAAACAUUUCUGCCAAAUAAAAUGUGCGGAUCCAGGCAGAACAAGG
Molecule: messenger RNA, 2285 nt
Organism: Solea solea (common sole)
Lineage: Eukaryota; Metazoa; Chordata; Actinopteri; Pleuronectiformes; Soleidae
Gene: dpagt1
Product: dolichyl-phosphate (UDP-N-acetylglucosamine) N-acetylglucosaminephosphotransferase 1 (GlcNAc-1-P transferase)
Exons: 9
Coding region: 262-1482 (406 amino acids)
Biological process (GO): dolichol-linked oligosaccharide biosynthetic process; protein N-linked glycosylation
Cellular component (GO): membrane
Molecular function (GO): UDP-N-acetylglucosamine-dolichyl-phosphate N-acetylglucosaminephosphotransferase activity
Source: RefSeq, a predicted model, not a curated record